UUGACUCAUAAAGACUCCUCGUCACUGUGCAGCAAGUAAAGUUCCUUUCUUUCCCUCCAAGUAUCCGGCUUCCCUCAGUUCUCCAGACCCACGCGAGAGAUGGGCGGCCAGGAUAAACCCCCAGGACCCGGACUCGAACCCGACAUACAGCCAUUACUGAACGCCUCCAAAUACUUCCUCUGUCACCGGAACUUUUCCCAGAGCUUGAAAUACGCGGACAAAGCCCAGCAAUCCAAUCCAAACCACCCUGGUCCGCCCCAAAUCCUCGCUAUAUCCACUGUUCUCUCGGCGACUCCGUCCUCGACCCGACCCGAACAGCCAGAAUGGUACUUAAUCAUCAACCUCCCUCGUUUUACUCAAGACCAGAAUCUGAUUCGGACCCGUUGUGCUUCGCUCGUCAACCUCUUAAACCCUGACACAAACCCUUACCCAUUUGCAGCCGAAGCCCGUGAUUGGGUUGUCAAAGCAGAAUCUGUUUUGUCUGACCCGGACGCGAAAGCCCAGUAUGAUAACGGAUUGAAAAUGACGCAAAAAAAUGUUGGAAAUGGCGGCGGAACUUUUUGGACUUUGUGUCCGUACUGUUACUUUAUGUAUGAGUACGAGAAAAUGUAUGUGGAUUGUGUCCUGAGGUGUCAGAAUUCCAAAUGCAGGAGGGCUUUCACGGCGGUGGCCGUUGCUGCUUCAGCGGCGCCGCCACCGGAGGUGCUGGAGGAAGGAAAGUAUACCUGUUAUGGGUUUUCGCCGCUGGGUUCUAACAAUGGAAGUGGUGGUGAUUCUGGUGAAGAGAGAGGGAAAAGUUGGUGGGCUCCAUUUGUAUCCAUGGGUCAAUAUCCGGGUCCAGUUCGGGCCGAUGAGGAAAAGGUGGAUGUGAGGACUAAUGUGGACUCAAGGAGUGAAAAGAGUAAUGGGUUUAUUGAAAUUUCUGAUGAUGAAACUGCAGGUAAAGAGAAAAUUGAAAGAGGGGGACAGGGAAACGGUGUUAACGAUGGGAAGGUGGUGAUGAAGAGGAAAAAAAUGGCUGCUAUAGGGAAGAAGAAAUUGAUGGGAAAAGGGAUUAGAGUUGUUGGGAACCAUAGUUUAUCAGCGGAGGGUGGUGAAGGAAUAGGAUUUAAAGCUGGAGGGAACGAAGCAAAUGCAAAUACAAGUCCAGGGAAUGAAGCAAAUGCAAAUACAAGUGGAGGGAUAACGGAAGGCUGUAAUGAGGAGGAAUUGGAGUUUUGUGCUGGAGAUGAUGAUAUUUUUGUUGCUGUGAAUCCUUGUGCUGAUUUAGGAUGUGAAAAGCUUAGGAAUUGAUGAGAGAUGAGUUGGGGAUUUUGAACUCUGUUUUUGUGCACUGUUUUUCUAGCUGGGAGCCUUGGACAUGAUGGUGUACUAAAUGGCCAGUAAAGUUUUGUAACUGGUAGAAUCAUGUUGAUAAUCAUUAGAAUUGUAGACCAUAGAACUGGUAGAAGUGAAGAAGUAAUCCUGAAUAUGGUUCUUGAUAUCUUUGUGUGGCUGUCAUGUGGAUUCUUUUGCCGGUAGUAUUUGAUGUUUUGAAACAGUUAUAUGGCCAAUAGUAUGCUUGGUUUUAUCCAAAAGUAAGUUGGAAAAAAAAAACAGAGAAAGGGAUCA
Messenger RNA from Coffea arabica (coffee), 1611 nucleotides. RefSeq lists its product as uncharacterized. Lineage: Eukaryota; Viridiplantae; Streptophyta; Magnoliopsida; Gentianales; Rubiaceae. The record is from RefSeq and is a predicted model, not a curated record.